Molecule: messenger RNA, 1128 nt
Organism: Punctularia strigosozonata HHB-11173 SS5
Lineage: Eukaryota; Fungi; Basidiomycota; Agaricomycetes; Corticiales; Punctulariaceae
Product: DUF1295-domain-containing protein
Exons: 5
Coding region: 1-1128 (375 amino acids)
Cellular component (GO): membrane
Source: RefSeq, a predicted model, not a curated record
AUGCCUCUACUACAUCCGCUACCUCAUUCAAGCUCCCUGGACCCCGCUUUUGCAUGGCCUGUCAAGUUCUGCACGUACACGACAGCGACAUGCUACGUGUUGUCCAUCCUGACGGGAAACGUGUCCCAAGUAGACCGACUAUGGACAUUUCUCCCGACUAUAUACACAGCGUAUUAUGCCCUCCUGCCGUUAUGGCCGCAUGAAGCCCCCGCGCCACUCUACCCAUACGCGCCCGAGAACGUCGCGUCGCACAUGACGCAAGACUUUAGCCCGCGCGCCGUCAUGAUGCUCGUCCUCCAGGUGAUCUGGAUGUGCCGACUGUCGUACAACACCUGGCGGCGUGGGCUGUUCAAUCUGCACGACGAAGACUACCGCUGGGAGAUCCUCCGGCGCAAGCUGCAUCCGGUCCUCUUCCACCUCACCAACCUCGUCUUCAUCGCCGCCAUCCAGAACAUGCUGCUCUUCCUCCUGGCGCUGCCGACGUACAUCGCUGCCGCGCAGCCACACGUCCCGCUCGGCACCUCGGACUACGUCCUCGGCGGCCUAGCGCUCCUCACGGUGCUCACCGAGUUCGUGGCAGACAACCAGCAGUAUUCGUUCCAGACGUUCAAGCACAGCGCGGAGCGGAAGCUGAACGAGAACGACUGGCCCGGCGCGCGCAUACGAUGGACGACGGAAGACUGCGAGCGCGGAUUCGUGACGAAGGGUCUCUGGGCUUGGAGCCGCCAUCCGAACUUCCUCUGCGAGCAGACGUUCUGGAUCAUCAUGAACCUCGUCCCGCUCUUGUCGCCCCAAUCGCCGUCCUUGCCCAAGGUCGUCGACGCGCACCACCCCGUCGCCUCGCUCUCCGUGCUGCUGCACGAGCCGACGCCGCUCUGGACGCUCGUGCCCGCGCUCUCGCUGUGCGCGCUCUUCUUCAGCAGCACGCUCUUCACGGAGAGCAUAUCGAUGAGCAAGUACCCGGAGGCGUACGGCGCGUAUCGCCGGCGGGUGGCGAUGUUCGUCCCGUUCUUGACGCCCGUGUGGGGGCUGCUGUUGAGCGUCUUCGGGGGCAGGGAGGAACGGGAGCGCGUGGACCGGCUGGUAUACGGGUCUGGUGCCGGUGCGGCAAAGGUGAAGGACCAGUGA